AUAGCUGCAGUAGCUUUGUGUUGUGGCUGUUGUUGUUGUGAUCGUGGCUGAGGCGGCUUUGUUGAUGGUGGCUGGCUGACUGACUGGCUGGGUGGUUGAUAUUGUUUGAAUAUUUUGAUUUGAUUACUUGUUUCAUUUCGUUUUGAAAAUUCAUAGUGGAAACAAGUUUUGCGCAAAAACCACAAAAAAAAAGAAAAAAAAAAACACUUCUCCAAAAAAAUAAAUAAAGCAAACGUAUCUGCUUAAAAUCGCCGUUCACUUUGUGCAAAUAUUGAACAAAAAGACAGACCGCAAGCACCACAGAAUUGUAAUUCGUUUGUUUGUCAUUUCUCACACAUUAGCCGCAGCGACGACAAGAACAACUACAACAACACCACCACCAACAAGAUUAUCUGAAACAUCGUUUAUUUGCUUCAUUGCAAAAAAACUUUGAUUGUUUCACUCCAAACUAUACCGCAGAACAAUUAACACAUCAAACCCGAGCGUCAGUCAAGCUUUGUUAACGCCGAGCAGCCAACCAACCAACCCUUGGAGUUUUUGUUAUGUUGCCAUAAUCAAUCAAAAAUUUCGGAAAAUUUAUUUCGCACUCUACCCGGUCUCCAUAGAAACAUUGGAAAAACAACAUUGCUGCCAAUUAUUUGCAUACACCUGCCUUUUCGUUGGCUCAUCGUCAUUCUAGCCGAAUAACGUUUGAAUCAAGUUUCGGUGGACAAGCAUUUUCGUCGUGCCACUGGUCUUCCAAAUUUGCUGCACAUCUCCGAGUCUAGCUGUCAUCAUCAUCAGCUACGUCCGCAGCCGUUUGUUGUGUCACAGCCAUUGCUGAUUUGUUUUUGGAUUUCUGGUAAUACCUGAACGCCGCUUGACCAUGUCAUUUUUUCGCAAAUGGAAAACCCACUACAAACACAAAAAAUUCACUUCAGACGAUGUCAUAGACGGUGAGGACUGGGGUCUGGGUGGCGAUAAGACGAUCAAAGAAUCUGGUGGCGGCAAAAAAGAUGCUGACGAUAUUAAAUUCAACUUUGAAGGUUCCCUUGAAGCCGAUGGCGAAGAAGAUAACAAGCCGAUCUUCCAAACGUAUGAACUGAAAUAUCUGGGCUGCACACCGAUUGAGAAUAAACGUUCCGAGAAAAUAACAUCGGAGGCUAUAAAAACUGUGAUUGCAAAUGCCAAAGCGGGUGGUCGUAAGAUCAAGACCCAGAAACGUGUGAAAGUCAUUAUCACAGAGGAGGGCAUUGAGGUGACGGAUCAUGUCAGUGAUGAAUCUUUGAUGCGUUUCUCGAUCUAUAAAAUUUCCUAUUGUUCUGUGGAUGCGGCCCAUGAUCAUGCCUUUUCGUUUGUUGGCUCGGAACCGGAUCCACUGUCGGAUAAGGAGAAAAUGUCUUGUCAUGUAUUUUUGUGUCCCAAACGAAAGAUUGCCCAUGAAAUUACACUACUGGUGGCCCGUUGCUUUGAGAAUGCCUAUCAAAAUUGGCGUGAUACUGUGGUGCAUCAGGUGAAGAAUCCCAUCAAUGGUGGUAUGACUGUUACCACCACCACAAUUGGUAAUAAUAACAACAAGAAUGAAAGCAAUAAUAUACUGAAGGAACAAAAUGGUAAUGCCGUCUUCCAAUCCAAAGCCGAUGUUCACAUCACCAAUCAUUUGGAGGAGAAGAAAAGUGAUAAUCCUCUGAUAGAUUUGGCCGCCACCGAUAGUGAUGUGCGAAAAUAUUUACAAAAUACAUGGGUAUCAUUCGAUGAUGAACCGGAGGGUUUUCAUUUGGUGGCAUGUUAAGGUGGCUAGUGGUGGUAAAAUAUUUAAGAUAUCUCAAUGCUUUGUCACAUCAAAUUUCCAAAAAAAAAAAUCUAUAAUGUUUAAAACUACAAUUUUCUGAAUGGGACUUUUUGGCGAAGAUAAGGAAGAUCAAUUUUUAUCAAAUUUAAGCUCAUUGUAAACGAAUUAUUUGCUUGACCUUUCCAGAAAACCUAUAUCCACACUACUCAAUUAAUCUCCCAAUGUGUUUAUUACAAUCACAAAAAUUUAGAAACGUCCGGAAUUUCCAUUCACCACAACCUAACUACUUUCUAAAUAUAAUUUAGCAUAAUCUUUUUUU
Musca domestica (house fly) is the source of this 2090-nucleotide messenger RNA. Its product is annotated as low density lipoprotein receptor adapter protein 1-A. The record is from RefSeq and is a predicted model, not a curated record. NCBI's taxonomy places the organism in Eukaryota, Metazoa, Arthropoda, Insecta, Diptera, Muscidae. The coding region runs from base 866 to 1771 and encodes 301 amino acids. The transcript has 3 exons.